Zingiber officinale is the source of this 1514-nucleotide messenger RNA. RefSeq lists its product as uncharacterized. Bases 462 to 1325 code for a protein of 287 amino acids. The transcript has 7 exons. Lineage: Eukaryota; Viridiplantae; Streptophyta; Magnoliopsida; Zingiberales; Zingiberaceae. The record is from RefSeq and is a predicted model, not a curated record.
UUAAUUAAUUGUUUUUCAACUCCAUGCUCUUCACCUUUUCCACCAACUUGUUGAUGCCAUUGAUAACUCCAAUUCUGUCUCUGUUUCCUCUCCAACAGCAGUUCCUGAAACCUAUCAGUUUCAUAUGCUGAUCCAAAGUCAAACGUUUACACUCGGUGAUUCCUGCAACCUCCAUCUCCUAUCUUCCAGUUUAAGACGGAGAAAAGAAAAGAUUUGACUGCCUCGUAAGCUUUUCUGGCUUUCUCUCCAUGUUGAGCGAAUGACCAAUCGCCGAACACCAAUCUGUUUCCUCCAAAAUUUGACUUUUGGGAGCAAUAUCGGAGACAAGGGGGAGCGAAAGAAUCAAUUUUUGCUCGAAAGGCGAGACGAGAAUGACGCUGGGAGGCGAGGAGCUUGUCAAGGUUGAAUCUUGCGUAAGGUUUGCGCUCCUGUAACGCUAGUCUAUUUCUUUCCCUCUCAUAAUGACGGAGAAAUGGCGAGGCCGCUCCAAUCUCCAGAGUUUCCUCGACUCCACCACUCCUUCGAUGCCGUCCCACAAACUCCCCAAGUCAUGGUGUCGAGACCUGAACAAUCUUUGGCAAAUGGUCGGAAAGGACAGUGUCGAGUUCUUCAACCUUGGAGACUUAUGGGAGCAGUACUGUGAAUGGAGUGCUUAUGGCGCCGGCGUCCCGGUCUGCCUACAAAGUGAGGAGAUGGUUGUGCAAUAUUAUGUGCCAUACCUAUCUAGUGUUCAGAUUUACACUAACAAAGCUCCUGCGGGUGCCAGGGAUGUUAAGCAGAAUGGUGGGAAUAAUACUGUUAGUUGGAAUGGUGAGCAAGUUGGACACUUAUACUUAGAGUUUUCUGAAAGUACUUCCCCUUAUGGAAGAGUUCCUCUUCUAGACAAGGUACUCGAGUUGUCUCAUUCACACCCAGGUUUGUUUUCUUUCAAGAGUACAGAACUCUCACCAGCCAGUUGGAUGUCUGUAGCCUGGUAUCCUAUUUAUCAUAUCCCAACAAGACGUAGCGUGAAGGAGUUGUCUGUGUGUUUCUUGACUUAUCAUACCUUGUCCUCUUUCUUUCAAGAUGAGGUUCAUGGAAGCAUAACUGAUUUGAAUUUUAUCCAAUCUGGGAAGAAUGAAUUCAGAUCUAAGGAAAAGUGCAGCCGCAUCUAUCUUCCUCCAUUUGGAUUGGCAACUUACAAGCUUCAGGGGAACCUUUGGACAAUGCCAGAAUCAGGAGACCAGGAAAGAAUCACCUCUCUAUUUACUGCUGCAGAUUCAUGGCUGAAGAAGCUCAAAGUCCAACACCAUGACUUCACUUACUUUACCACACACUUUCUUUGAGCAUAUAGAAUUAGUGAAAGGAAUCUAUUAGAUUAUAAUUGAGUGUUUGAAUUACAGGAAACAGAAAAUUCUAGACUAGAUAUGUUUAUAGAUUUUCUCCAUUGCAUCUAUUCUGAACUAAAUCUUAAAGUAGUUUCUGAAGUAGAGGCUCAUUUAUUCUUUUCAACAGAUGUGGUUCUUUGGGACCAA